This is a messenger RNA of Punica granatum (pomegranate), 1260 nucleotides long. The record is from RefSeq and is a predicted model, not a curated record. NCBI's taxonomy places the organism in Eukaryota, Viridiplantae, Streptophyta, Magnoliopsida, Myrtales, Lythraceae.
CUCCCCCGUCAUAACAGCAAGUCCCCAGACUACUUCUUUUCGGUUCGUCCGUAUACAUAUAUACUCUGUUUCUUGCGGCCUUCGAACUCAAUCGAACUUCAUUAUUCAUAAUUGAGCUCCAAACUCUCCUUCGUCUGUCACGACACGAACCAAUAUGGCCGCUGCAACCGCGUUAACACUUUGUUUCACUAGGAAGGCCUUCAUUCGUCUCAAGCCUGCCUCCAUGCCGCUCCCGGGUCGUCUGCCUCUUAAGGCAACUUUUAGGAGCAAUUCUGGUCGGAGGAAGAGCCCCCGAAGAAUAUGCAUGGCGAUGGAGGAGAGAGUAGUUGAAGAUGAAGCUCGUCCCGUCGAGUUUGUGGAUGAAAAGGUUCAUCCUCGGGCAGUCGAAAUCUCAUCGAGGGUGGCAGAGAGAUCAGCGAGGAAAGAGGCAGAGAGGUUUAAUUACCUGGUCGCCGCGAUCAUGUCCAGCCUCGGGAUAAGCUCUCUGGCCGUUAUGUCCGUUUAUUACAGAUUCUCCUGGCAGAUGGAGGGAGGAGAUGUUCCAAUUGUUGAGAUGUUCGGGACUUUCGCGCUCUCUAUCGGAGCUGCAGUAGGGAUGGAGUUCUGGGCGAGGUGGGCUCACAGGGCACUUUGGCACGCUUCUCUUUGGCACAUGCACGAGUCUCACCAUCGACCAAGGGAUGGGCCGUUCGAGUUGAACGAUGUGUUUGCGAUAAUAAAUGCGGUCCCUGCGAUUGCUCUGCUCUCCUAUGGGUUCUUCAACAAGGGCCUGGUCCCCGGCCUCUGUUUCGGAGCCGGUCUAGGAAUUACAGUGUUUGGGAUGGCCUACAUGUUCGUGCACGAUGGCCUGGUCCACCGACGGUUUCCGGUCGGACCAAUUGCCGACGUUCCCUACUUGAGAAGAGUAGCCGCGGCUCACCAGCUACAUCACUCUGAUAAAUUCGACGGUGUGCCUUAUGGAUUAUUCUUGGGACCAAAGGAGCUAGAAGAGGUCGGUGGCACAGAAGAACUGGAUAAGGAGAUCCGAAGAAGGAUUAAGGCGUCCGAGCGGUCCAUCAAUCGAUCCCGAUAAUUGGGAAUUUGUCCAAUUAACGUACACAUACAAUUAGAAUAGGCGAUUGCUCAUUGACGUCUCCUCUGCUAUUCUACCCCGAAAAAGGAAUGUUUUGUAUAGAUGCACGGUUACCUUGUUUUUACGAAUACCAUACAGUUGCUUUGGCACUAUUAUAUAAAUGGUUAAUUACUUAAAAAAGUACAACA